AUGGAGGAUACCAGUAAUCAAAGCCCAGCCAAGGGUUGUCGAGUUUACGUUGGAAAUUUGCCUUGGAAAGUCACGUGGCCAGUUUUGAAGACGCACAUGAGAAAAGCCGGAGAUGUCGUGAGGGUCGACAUUUUUGAGGACACCCAGGGAAGGUCAAAGGGAUGCGGAAUUGUGGAGUAUGCAACGUAUGAAGAGGCGCAGGAGGCUAUAAACAGCUUAAACGAUUCCAAGUUGGAGGACCGACUCAUAUUUGUGAGAGAGGACCGAGAAGAGAACUCGGGAAGCUACGAAAAGCGCCGAUUCAACAACAUGAGGAACGACAGGAUGUACGAUCCCCGAAGGAGACGUGAUUUUGACUACAGAAUGGACUACAGAAGAGACUACCGGGAUGACUACCGAAGAGAUUUUCGAAGGGAUUUCCGAAGAAGCGAAUUUAGAGCAUCCAGCAAAAGAAAUUGCACCCUCAUUGUUUACAACUUACCACCGCAAAGCACCUGGAAGGAAUUAAAAGAUCUGUUUAAGAAGCACGGCCGAGUUGUCAGGGCAGAUUUAAGAAAUGAGGAAACUGCAUCCAAGGAAGUCACAGGAACGGUCAUAAUGGAGAGUGAGUAUGAUGCGAAAAACGCAAUUGACGCGCUCAACUUUUGCAACUUCGACGGCUACAUUUUGAAGGUAAACUUCGAGAGUAACGAGUAA
Messenger RNA from Plasmodium inui San Antonio 1, 696 nucleotides. RefSeq lists its product as hypothetical. Gene Ontology annotation, cellular component: nucleus; cytoplasm. The record is from RefSeq and is a predicted model, not a curated record. The transcript is spliced from 4 exons. NCBI's taxonomy places the organism in Eukaryota, Apicomplexa, Aconoidasida, Haemosporida, Plasmodiidae. Gene Ontology annotation, molecular function: mRNA binding. Bases 1 to 696 code for a protein of 231 amino acids.